CCAUAUUGCCGUCAUGCUAGUCAGCUGGGUAUCCCUUGCAGCGGCGCUGGUGCUGCUGAUCUCGGUGCGGCCGGUCGCCGGAGAUCUGCUGACACCGAUUGGGCUGCCGAACUGCAACACCACCUGCGGCAACGUGAGUGUGCCGUACCCGUUCGGCAUGGGCCCGCGUCGAUGCUUCCACUCGCCCGAGUUCAAGCUCACCUGCGACCGUGGAAGCGACCUCCCGCGGCUGCUCCUCGGCAACGACAGCGGCGGCGGUGCAUUGGAGGUCGUCAGCAUCUCGCCAGAGAACAGCACGAUGCGCGUCAUCAGCCACGGUGUGCAUGCCAUGAACAUGAGCGGCUCCGGCGGCCAGUGGAGCUGGAGUCUCGGUGCCGGUUUGCCAUACACACUCUUGGGGUGGGGCAUGAACGAGUUCAUCCUCUUGGGGUGCAAUCUGCAGGCGAAGCUGCUGAGCAAUGGGAGCGGCGGCAGUAUCAUCAGCGGCUGCGCCUCCUUCUGCUCCACGGAAACGAUGGAGUGGUACGAGGCUUAUGACAAGCCCUGCUCCAACAAUGGCUGCUGCCUGUCGUCCAUCCCCAUGGGCGACGCAUUCUACGGAGUGGAGCUGAAACGGCUUGACAGUCGCCUUCCAGAGAAGGGCAUGCAAGCCCAUGAAGUGCCCGUGAGCGUGCUCAUCGCUGAGACGGGCUGGUUUAACAGGGAUUUGUCCACAGAUCUGACAGACCCAACGCGUGGCCAGUGGCAGAAGACCAGUCUGCGGGUCCCCUUGAUUCUCAGUUGGGUGGUGCCGCAGGGCACAUCCUAUGAUAUGAAAUACCCCGGUGAGGCAGCCUGGAGGAUCUGCAAGAGCACCAACAGCGAGCCCAGAGCAGCGGCAUAUUUUCCAGUAAGAGGCAAUUCGUGUGGGUGCAAGGAGGGCUACCAGGGCAACCCUUACCUCACCGGCGGAUGCCAAGAUAUCAGGGAGUGUGAUCAGAAAGAAGAACAUGGAUGUUUCGGGGAGUGCGAGGAACUACCCGGGACGUUCCAGUGCCAUUGCCCCAAAGGGUACCAGGGCAACCCUUACCUCACUGGCGGAUGCCAAGAUAUCAAAGAGUGCGAUCAGAAAGAAGAACAUGGAUGUUUUGGAGACUGCGAGGAACUACCUGGGACGUUCCGGUGCCGUUGCCCCGAAGGGUUCCAUGGCAACUACACCAUAUCCGGCGGCUGCUUAAAGUCUGUAAACACAGGUCGCUCGGGUUUAAUAAUUGGUCUUGCAGUCGCUAGUGGCCCAUGCAUUAUACUUUUGGUACUUGGUACAGUCCUCAUAAUCCGUGAACUUGAGCAACGCAAGGGGGAGUCAUUGAGACACAAGUUCUUUAGUCAAAACCGUGGACAACUAUUGAAGCAGUUAGUUUCUCAUAGGGCAGACAUCGCCGAGAGGAUGAUAAUUCCUUUAGCGGAGCUACAAAAGGCCACCAACAAUUUCGAUCAAGCUCGUAGGGUCGGUGGAGGAGGGCAUGGAACUGUGUACAAGGGGAUUUUGUCAGACUUGCAUGUCGUGGCCAUCAAGAAGUCAAAUAUAGUGGUCAAGAGAGAAAUCGACGAGUUUAUACAUGAGGUUGCCAUACUAUCGCAAAUCAACCAUAGGAAUAUUGUAAAGCUCCAUGGUUGUUGCCUCGAGACUGAAGUCCCUUUACUAGCCUAUGAGUUUAUCUCCAAUGGAACCCUUAGUGACCAUCUUCACACAGGAGCACCACGAUCACUAUCUUGGGAAGAUAGGUUAAGGAUCACAAGUGAAAUAGGCCAAGCACUUGCUUACCUUCAUUCUGCCGUCACAGUUCCUAUAAUACACAGGGAUAUCAAGCCUUCCAACAUACUUCUUGAUGAUGCCUUGAUAGCAAAAAUUUCAGAUUUUGGAGCUUCGAGGUACAUUCCCAUGGAUCAAACAGGGUUAACAACAAUAACUGCAGUGCAAGGAACUAUAGGGUACUUAGACCCUAUGUACUAUUACACGGGACGCCUAACGGAAAGUAGUGAUGUCUAUAGCUUUGGAGUCCUUCUUGUUGAGUUGCUUACUAGGAAGAAUCCAUCUUCCUAUAGAUCAUCUGAAGGUGAUGGCCUUGUCAUGCAGUUUGUUGAACUACUUGCCGAAGGCAAUCUGGCCAAGAUACUAGAUCCACAAGUUUUAGUGGAGGCAGCAGAGGAGCGACCAACCAUGAGGCAAGUAGAGAUGGCACUGGAAGCUCUCCAAGCACCCAAGGAGCGUGACAUGGGUGAUCUGCCAAUAGAAAAAGAUGGCAGGAAAUAUGUGGCAGUGGGUUAUGCAUCUACCAUCAGAGGAACAAACCUGCAGGAAGCGAGCAGGCGUCAUAGCCUAGAAGAAGAGUUUAUUUUGUCUGCGAGGUACCCUCGGUAGUUCUCUUUUGCUUGUGACUCACUUCAUUAAUUUAGGAGGCAAUCCUGCUGUUAUUGUUACAUGUAUAAUCUACUGGAAAAAAUAGCGCGCUAUAGCGUCACUAAUAGCAAUGCCAUAGUGUAUAGAGAAUUGCCGCGCUAAAUUGCUCGGUCUACAAU
This is a messenger RNA of Triticum dicoccoides, 2559 nucleotides long. Its product is annotated as wall-associated receptor kinase 4-like. Gene Ontology annotation, cellular component: plasma membrane. Bases 14 to 2401 code for a protein of 795 amino acids. The transcript has 5 exons. Gene Ontology annotation, molecular function: ATP binding; polysaccharide binding; protein serine/threonine kinase activity. The record is from RefSeq and is a predicted model, not a curated record. NCBI's taxonomy places the organism in Eukaryota, Viridiplantae, Streptophyta, Magnoliopsida, Poales, Poaceae. Gene Ontology annotation, biological process: cell surface receptor signaling pathway; protein phosphorylation.